Trametes versicolor FP-101664 SS1 is the source of this 489-nucleotide messenger RNA. RefSeq lists its product as uncharacterized. Bases 1 to 489 code for a protein of 162 amino acids. Lineage: Eukaryota; Fungi; Basidiomycota; Agaricomycetes; Polyporales; Polyporaceae. The record is from RefSeq and is a predicted model, not a curated record. The transcript is spliced from 2 exons.
AUGCCUCAGGUGCAGCAGAGGGUCAACUCGUACGUGAUGAUGAUGGACUCGGCGUUCGCGCCGGCCCCCACCACGUUGCCGACGGGCCCAAGCCACAUACUGAACGCCUCGGCUAUUCUGGCGGUGCUUGGGCGGCUGCUAAGCCCGCAUUGCUGCGCGCCCGAGUCGUCCCGGCCCACAGCACCCAGCAGCAGUGCACCGCUAGCCUCGUGGUUUCCUCGCGCGCGCCCUGACGCAGAUGCGGCGGCGCCGCGCGAGAUUGCGCUGCGUCUGGGAUCUGGGCGCAAUCACCAGGAGGGCACGCUUCUCGAAGCCUCGGGGCUAGCACCUUCGGCGCGAGAGGCUCGCGGACGCACUUCGAGUGCAGUAGCGCAGGCACUGUAUCAGUCAGCGCCGUGGGCUCGGCGCUGCGCCGGGCUGCGUGCCGCCGCCGUGUUCCUGGACGAGAGCUCGAGGGACGAGAUGGUGUUGUGGUACCAGGGUGCCUAG